AGCACAGGAGGGUCACAGAUACGCAGGACGGAGAAGCUGGCUGCUGGUGGCGAAGAUGGCGGAUGGGGACAGUGGGAGUGAGCGCGGUGGCAGCAGUGGUGGUGGUGGAGGUGGAAGUGGAAGUGGAGGGGGUGGAGGCAGUGGAUUUCAGCACUACCAGCGAGAGCAAGAGACGCAGGAGUUGGCAUCGAAGCGGCUGGACAUUCAGAACAAACGCUUCUAUCUGGAUGUAAAGCAGAACGCAAAAGGCAGGUUCAUCAAAAUCGCCGAGGUCGGCGCCGGGGGUUCGAAAAGUCGACUGACCCUUUCCAUGUCGGUUGCGGCGGAGUUCCGUGACUACCUUGGAGAUUUCAUAGAGCACUACGCCCAACUUGGGCCCAGCAGCCCUGAGCAGAUUGCUCAGUCAUCCGGUGGGGAUGACAGUGGGCCUAGGCGAGCCUUGAAGAGCGAGUUCCUGGUCAGAGAGAACAGAAAAUACUACCUCGAUCUCAAGGAGAACCAGCGAGGGAGGUUUCUCAGGAUCCGACAAACCGUCAACCGUGGGCCUGGUUUUGGAGUCGGGGGAGGUGGCAUCCCUGGUGGCAUGCAGUCAGGACAAACCAUCGCCCUUCCCGCACAAGGUUUAAUAGAGUUCCGCGAUGCCUUGGCCAAGUUGAUAGAUGAUUACGGCGGUGAUGACGAGGAGCUGGCCGGCGGCGGGGGUGCCGGGGGCUACAGCGAGCUUCCGGAGGGAACAUCCAUCAUGGUGGACUCUAAACGGUUCUUCUUUGACGUCGGAUCUAACAAGUACGGAGUUUUCUUGAGGGUGAGCGAAGUUAAGCCCAGCUACAGAAACUCUAUUACUAUUCCCUUCAAAGCAUGGGGCAAGUUUGGAGGCGCCUUCUCCCGCUAUGCUGAAGAGAUGAAGGAGAUUCAAGAUAGACACAGGGAUAAAAUGUUCGAACGCAGAGGAGGAGAGGAAUCUGAGGGAGAAGAGGUGGAUGACGAUUGAUCAAGCCGGCUACAAAAUCGAGAUGAAACCGUGACGCAAAGCUUGAAGAGUGGAGCGCUACAAUGUGCAUGACGAAUCGAACCUGCGACAAAACAACGGAGUAGCUUAAGUAAAGUAGGCCCAUAUUCGACCGAGAAAUACUCUCUGUUAGAGAGAAUCGUGAUAUAAAAAGAUUAGGAUAUUUUAGUUUAACAAGUGAAAACUGCAUUAUUUAGUGGUCACGAAAAGCUGUCUGAUAUUCCCCAUUGGUGAAAUAUUGUCCAUUUCACUCAUCUAACCGAGCAAACGAUGCUUUAUAUAUAUUCAAAUAAUAGCAGUAGAAUACUGGUCCCGUUUAUAGAGCUAUCUAUUUUAAAGUCUUUAAAAAUACACUUGGACCUGACCCAUGUAAAUGUCUUUGAUAAAGUGUGAAAAUGUGUGUGUAUAAAGCUAAGAGAUGUGCAGCUCCACAUCCCUAAUGUUGCUCUGGGUUAUUCUGCCUACUAGUGACUCCUAUGGUUGUGUUGAUGCCCACUGUAUUUAGUUUUGUUCUGCAAAGCAUCAUAAAUUCCAGCCCAUCCACCAGGGCACGUUAUUGGGCAAGGCAGUAGUCCUGGGGCAGCCUCUAAAGAUACACCCCAGCCUGGCCUCUACCAACCUGGCCUCCACCAGCCUGGCCUCCACCAGCCUGGCCUCCACCAGCCUGGCCUCCUGUCUGGUUCUGUAUUCUCCUCAGUCUCCAUCACUGCUCCAGCAAUUGUCAGAACUGGAACGACACAUGUCAGAUACUCUGGUCCACCUGGGCUGAUCCGGGUCCAUCUAUGGGUCCAACAGUGAGACCUGAGCCUGUUUUCCCUCCCUGUGCGAACAGAGGAAGAUGUUUCACCCAGUGUCUACCUCGAGAGGGCGCUGCCACAGCCAGGACUUGCACCAGGCUUUAGUUUGGGGAUUUUAUUGCUGAAAAGCUUCACUUGUGAUAAUGGGCUUGGAUCAAGCUAAGUAAAAAAAGGACUGUCCUUAAACGUCAAGCUUUGGACGUGCCAUUCAGUUCUCAGUGAACUCAGACCAUCUCAAGACUGAGACUCAGUCAGAUUGUAAAAAAUAUUGGUGCUUUUAGAUAACCCCACAAAGCAGGGUGCUGUACUAAAUCUACUGGAAGAUAUAUUACUUACUAAAUAUCAAGUAUAGAUAGAAUUAUUUUGCAAAAAGAAAUCUAUUCAAAUAUGUUAAGAUAUAUCUAUAAUACAUUUAUGACAUAAAUACGCCUAAAAAAAACAAACAGGCUUAUUUAAACACUAAACUUGGAUGCAAUCCUUUGGGGGUGAUAAAUCACCUGUUUUUUUCUCUAAUGUUUUCUUUUUUCCUAACAUUUAUUUCCUUCUUUGCAAGAAUAAGUGACCAUGUAUUUUGAUUGUAUGUUUAGAUCCACUAAAGUGUUUAGUGUCACUAAACACCUGUGCAGCCACCACCAUCAUCGUCAUUAUGUUUCCUCCUUUGACAGAAUAGCUUCACCCUCGUCCGAUUCCUGUUUCCAUCACGAGCUGGCAGGCCACUUUUUCAGUUGCCGUAGCGACGCAAAUCUGACCACACAGAAACAUAUUUUUAAGUAUUAUGAAGUUUGCAUGCCUGCUCUUUCUCUGGGGCUGCCUUGUGCUGUCUUUCUUUAGUUAUUUUGAUUGCUGUUGGUAUUUAUCAGUUUUACGCCUAUUUUUUGUUUCCUUCAUAAUUUGCAAUGGACAAGGAAAACAAUUAUUCAGAAGUUUACUUACCGACAUGCAACGUGUCGUGGCUUGAAACACUUCCGUAAACGUCCCGCCCCUCCUUACCCUGCUGUACGACCCUGUAGAAUUCCCACCAUCUCAGCACACAGGAGUAUUUGCCAUUCACACAAUAUAAAAAAUAUGAUCUGGGAGCAAUACUUAUUUUCUAUUGAUAUGAAUAUGCUAUACACAUACACACGUUUGAACGACAUCCUUGUUCCUGUUCUGUGUUACGUGAAAUGGCAGCUGUUUCCGUCAUGUGUUCUGCUGUAAUAUUCUACCAAGUAUCUUUCAAUGAGAAAUAAAAAUGAUUUGCUGAGGAAAAA
Hypomesus transpacificus is the source of this 3056-nucleotide messenger RNA. Its product is annotated as transcriptional activator protein Pur-beta-like. Gene Ontology annotation, molecular function: DNA-binding transcription factor activity, RNA polymerase II-specific; purine-rich negative regulatory element binding; RNA polymerase II transcription regulatory region sequence-specific DNA binding. Gene Ontology annotation, cellular component: nucleus. Gene Ontology annotation, biological process: regulation of transcription by RNA polymerase II. The coding region runs from base 56 to 991 and encodes 311 amino acids. The record is from RefSeq and is a predicted model, not a curated record. The transcript has a single exon. Lineage: Eukaryota; Metazoa; Chordata; Actinopteri; Osmeriformes; Osmeridae.